This is a messenger RNA of Cladophialophora carrionii CBS 160.54, 2109 nucleotides long. RefSeq lists its product as uncharacterized. The transcript has a single exon. The record is from RefSeq and is a predicted model, not a curated record. Bases 1 to 2109 code for a protein of 702 amino acids. Lineage: Eukaryota; Fungi; Ascomycota; Eurotiomycetes; Chaetothyriales; Herpotrichiellaceae.
AUGUCUCAAGGCGUGUCGACGAAUGGCGCUGGGCUGACAUCAACAACGUCGACAGGCCUGACUACGACCGGUGGUGUCACCUCCCUCUCCACCGUCAUCACCAGCUCUGUCGUGCAGACGUCAAGCCCGAGCAGUGUUGUCACUACCACUGCUGCCGCUUCAACGACUAUCAGCUCAGUCGCAAGCAGUGCCGUCCAGACAAGCUCGGCAGCGGCCGCCAGUUCGAGUGCCGCCGGUUCAAAUGCUCCUGGCAGCUCCACCACAGCCGCAACGUCAGUAGCGUCAAGCACCAUUAUUACCACGUCUGCCACCACGACAUCGACAGAGGCACCAUCCAGCACGGUAUCCAGCGUUGCCGUCACGACCAGCCCCCUGGCCUCGACCCUUUCUACGGCGUCGACAGCCUCUACAAGCUCGAAUGCUGCUCCUCCCAGGUCCACGAUCUCCACCGCUGCUGGUGCUGCUACCACGAUAUCCACUACUUCGAGCGCUGCGACCACGAUCUCCACCGCUGCGGGUGCUGCUACCACUAGCUCGACUCUCUCAACUGUUGAAACAACUUCUAGCGCCGCUGCCGCUAUCUCGACGCUCUCGACAGUUACAAGCGCUGUUACUACAAGUGCAACAACUUCUACAGCUAGUAGCGUUGCCGGUGCCGGUACGACCUCGACAAUCUCUUCCGCGUCCACCGCUGCCCCAUCCAGCACGACUUCUCCAAUUAAUACCACUACUCCUUCUUCUAGCACCCUAGUCACCAGUGUUGCUACUACCACAUCAUCGGAAUCGGGUAGUAGCACAACUUUACUGACUUCUUCGUCUCUAGUAUCCUCUUCCACUACUGUUGUCACGUCAGCUUCCACUAUUGCUCCAACGACGAUCAGCACCACGGUGGCACCCACAACGGUCUCGACCACUACUACAGCAAUAGCGACGACCACUAUGACCACUUCGGCUGCAGCAGCUGUCACAUCUUCGACAACAACGACAUUGUCCCCUUCACCAGCCAGCAGCUCGACCACGACCUCUGUGGCUUCGUACAGCCCACCUGCGGGUCCGAACGCCUCGAGCUUGGCCUCAACAGUCCUGGUAGCCCAAGUAACACCUGCUGCAGCGUCAAGUGGCGUGCUCUGCGCAGGGGUCAACUUCCAGACCUCCCCGACCGUUCAGCCCCUCCCAGUCCAAACGGGGGCGUAUAACUACCAGAAAGUGGCUCUGUCUAACGCGCCAAAUGCCGUCUACGAGAUCGAAUGCUUCAUGAGCUCGGCUUCAGGCACUGCGCCGCCCGCCACCCCCAACGUGAAUUCGCUCGAAGCGUGCAUGGACCUUUGCAAUCAGGCUGGUGCAAGCUGCGCGGUUGCCUACUGGGCAUCUUCGCUUGCGCAGUGCUCGCUUUUCCCCGCACAGUCUAGCAAUGGUCUGUUGACCCCGAACAGCUUCGUCGGUAACUACGUCCGCACCGCCAGACUCCUGACUUCCACUUCUCCCAAUGUCAUCGAUGCUACUUACCUCCUGGCGCCGGGUUACGACCUCAACCUUUGCGGAGGGCCGAACGCCAACUAUUACGACAGGACCUUUGUCGGCGUCUAUGGCAGAGGCGCUACCGGUACUGGCGGCCCCUUCAUCCAGGGUGGAUCCCGCAACGACGUGUUCCUGAUCACCUGCGCGGGCUACUCGUAUUACACGAGCGGCAUUGCUGGCUCUCAAGUGGUCACGUCUACUGCCGCCACGACCUAUGGCUUCGGGGGUGUCAUCACCACUGCUGACGACUGCGCUCGUCUGUGCGAGAUCCUGAACGCCGCGGCCAACUACGGAGGGGGUUGCCGAUUGUUCGAGUGGUACGGUUCCAACACCUGCAAUCUGUACUCCAGCCGUCCUGGUUUCUCCAAUGCGCCUGCUGUCCGAGCUGGCGUCCUCGCCGCCGGAAUAUCCCGCGCAAGCGCCAGUUCCGAGUUCACCGCCGGUAAUGGCGGCCCGCAGAGCUAUAGGAAGCGUUCACUUCCCCCUGGCGUCGGCUCGUACCGCCAGCACCCCAGAGAUGCUCUCGCUGAGACUGAUUACCUGACCCCCGACGUCAUCCUUCAGUACAGCAGCAACUCAUCGGUUUGGUGA